AUCAAUUUGUCUCUUAAUCUUCUCUUAAAAACAGAAACACAAGUAACCCUCGUUUCACGGUUUCACCACGCAUUCGCUGUCUUUUAGCGCAAACCCCAACUCUCUCUCUCUGCAAACUCAACCUUGUACUUGUGAGUUUUUCUUUCCCCUUUCAAAGGAGGAUAUUGUUCUCAUUCAAGAAAAAUGGGGCGAGCUUUAGUAAAGGUUGAACUUGGUGAUUCUCAUAUGAGUGAGUUGAAUUAUCCUGAUGAUAAAAGAAUAAGAUCAGAAAGGCGGUGGAGGAGACGAGAGGCCAUGAAUGACAGUUUGAAGUACAAUUGUUUCACUAGUGCUACAAAGACGACUGUGAUGAAUGGUGAAAAUAUGGCUGCUUUAAAUGCUAAAAAUGACCAUACGAUAGAUCUUGAUGCAGAUGAAGAUAAUGUAAACAAUUUGAGUGCAAAUACCGGUGAAGAUGAUGAUAAAAUGGAUGAAGAUCAUGGAAAUAUGGCCGCUUUAAUUGAUAAAAAUGAUCAUGUGAUAGAGUGUGAUGCAGCAGAUGAAGAUAAUGUGAACAAUUUGAGUGCAAAUACCGGUGAAGAUGAUGAUGAAAUGGGUGAAGAUCAUGGAAAUACGGCUGCUUUAAUUGAUAAAAACGAUCAUACUAUAGAUGAUGAGGCUGAUGAAGAUUAUGCAGAAUUUUUGAGUACAUAUACUGGUGAAGAGGUUGAUGAAACGGAUGAAGAUUAUGGAAAUACGGAUGCUUUAAUUGAUAAAAAUAAUCAGACUAUAGAUGAUGAUGCAGAUGAGGAUUAUAUGAAAUUUUUGAGUGGAUAUACCAGUGAAGACGAUGAUGAAACGGAUGAAGAUUAUCGAUCCUUUUUGACUACAUAUGAUCCUGAUAUUCUAACUGAUUGUUCUAGUAAUCACAAUGGAGGUUCAAAUGGCAACAACAGUGGCAGUGAUGAAACGGAUGCAGAUUACGCAGCCUUUUUGCCUACAUAUAAUCCUGAUGAUAGUGGAAUUGAUUGUGCUAGUAAUCACAGUGGUUCAAAUAUUGACGUCAACUUUGACGACAACACUGGCAGGGAGGAUGUAGGAGAAGGUUGCAGUUAUUUUCCGAAUCAAUCUGUUUCUGAUCAUAUUAGUGAUGGUGUUGGUGUAGAUGAAGAUGAUCAGUUACUAGGAAAAAGUUCAAGUGUUAGGCGAAAUUCACUCGUUUCUGAUCAGGAAUUUGAUACUCCUGAAGUGCAGUUUGAUGUUGAUGAAGAUUAUGAACAAUUCCUUAAUUCUGUGACGAUUGUUGAUGACGAUAAGGAGUAUUUUCGUGACAAGAAUACCACCAACACAUCCAAUGUGGAGGAUGAGAAUAAUUCCUCUGAUUCAGAUCUGAUUAUUUUGGAUUCUUAUCCAAUUUGUGAAAACACCCCUUUCGUUUCUUCAAAAACAUAUGAUACAUCGUGUUUUGGAGAUAAAAUGAACCCCGAAGACAACAACCAAAUAGCUGCUUAUGAUCUUUCUGAAUUCCGGAAAAGACUUAUGGAAUGUCUUGACAGGCCUUAUGACCAAAAAGAGUAUGAUGAGCUUCUUCUCAAAGCAUCUAAGCAUACAAAAAAAGAACGCCAUCUAGAAACCCGGCGGGGGGUGGUCAAAGCAUAUUACUCUAAAGGUCUUAGCAAAUCAUAUCUUGAUAUGUACCCUGAUCUAGUAAAAGUUAUUACCGAGUUCAAGGAACAACAUAGGGUUUUGUUUCUCUUGCGAGGAUUUUUUUUCUGGGUGGAAAAAGUGAGCCUCUUGGGAAGGUUUCAGCCUUGGCGUGACGAAUCAUGUUUAGAGAUAUUGCAAAAAAUAUAAAAAUGGCAUCUCUUAUAUCUAUGAUUUGGAACUAAUGGUUUUUGAAUCUGCAUUGCAUAGGCAAUGUUUUUAUGUACAGUUAAACAUAUCACUGAAUUAUGACACAAUAUGCAGUAGCUGAAAAUUAAAGUUACUUCUUCAUUAUUAGCUGAGUAAGAAAACCAUGUAUUAGUGUUUGCUUUUUA
Medicago truncatula (barrel medic) is the source of this 2018-nucleotide messenger RNA. RefSeq names its product dentin sialophosphoprotein. Bases 184 to 1833 code for a protein of 549 amino acids. The record is from RefSeq and is a predicted model, not a curated record. NCBI's taxonomy places the organism in Eukaryota, Viridiplantae, Streptophyta, Magnoliopsida, Fabales, Fabaceae. The transcript is spliced from 5 exons.